AUGGACGUGCGGGUCGGGGCGCUGCUGCUGGCGCAGCUGUUGGUGGGAGUCGAACUCGGGAGGCGGGGGUUGAAGGAUCAGGUCGUGCUGUAUCCAGGUUUCAACAACUCGUCGGUGCUCACAUGGCCCUGUGGCCAACGGAACAUCCACACGCUCGUGAUGGGCGGAAAAGACUCGGUGCGCGGGCGCUGGCCGUGGAUGGGCAGCCUGCGCCUGCCUAAAGGCCACCACUGCGGAGCGAGCCUGCUCAGCCGCCGCUGGGUGCUCUCGGCCGCGCACUGCUUCGUCAAGCACAAGAAUCCCUCAGAGUGGACGGUCCAGUUUGGCGAGCAGUCUUCUAGGCCACCUUUCUGGAACCUGUGGGCCUUCUACCAUCGUUACAGAGUGCAGGAUAUUAUUAUGUACCCGCAAUCCCAGGGGGCUUUGCUCAAUGACAUCGCCCUGCUGAAGCUCUCCUCCUCCGUCACCUACAAUAAGUACGUCCAGCCCAUCUGUGUCCCGGCCUCCUCCUCCGAGUUCCAGAACCGGAACAACUGCUGGGUGACCGGCUGGGGGGACCUCGAUGAGAAAAACCCUCUGCCACCUCCCCACAAUCUCCAGGAAGUGCAGGUCUCCAUCAUAAACAAUUCCAGGUGUAACUACCUGUUUCAACAGCCUCAUGUCCUCAAAAGAAUCCGGGAAGACAUGAUUUGUGCUGGUGCUGAGGAAGGCGGCAUUGACUCCUGCAAAGUGAGUGUCCUUGGCCAAACCAGGGCCUUGCUGGAACCAGGCACCACCCUCCCAAGCCUGGGCCUGAGAGCAACCCGCAUGACCCCCACCAAUCCACCCUCAGAGUUUAUUCAUGAGAAAAUAAUCCUAGCCCUUAUUUAUCCAGCCUGUAACACAAGCUUCUUGUUUUAAGUUAAUUGUACCUCCUUUGAUCCUCACGUGAAACCCAGGGGGUGGAGCCUGUUGCCCCU
Molecule: messenger RNA, 959 nt
Organism: Diceros bicornis minor
Lineage: Eukaryota; Metazoa; Chordata; Mammalia; Perissodactyla; Rhinocerotidae
Product: serine protease 41-like
Exons: 6
Coding region: 1-900 (299 amino acids)
Biological process (GO): proteolysis
Molecular function (GO): serine-type endopeptidase activity
Source: RefSeq, a predicted model, not a curated record